Molecule: messenger RNA, 1299 nt
Organism: Ilyonectria robusta
Lineage: Eukaryota; Fungi; Ascomycota; Sordariomycetes; Hypocreales; Nectriaceae
Product: galactose mutarotase-like domain-containing protein
Exons: 1
Coding region: 215-1237 (340 amino acids)
Biological process (GO): glucose metabolic process; beta-D-galactose catabolic process via UDP-galactose, Leloir pathway
Molecular function (GO): carbohydrate binding; aldose 1-epimerase activity
Source: RefSeq, a predicted model, not a curated record
GACUGGCUAAAACCUCACCGCGUCUCCGACCAUCGGGAUAUUAUUUGAUGGAUGUCGUGUCUCAUGCUUAGUUUCUUUUUAUUCUCAUCUCUUCCUCUUCUCCUCUCUCUCUGUGCCAUCUCUAGUGAAUCGUCACCUCGACACUGACGCCAGGAUAUCAUUGCCCCUCUAUUGUCUCCCCACAUCGCCGACGUCACUCACACCCCGCCCCAUCAUGGCCGACGCUCCCAUCUCCUUGCUCCCCCUCGGCGCAAUCAUUCAGUCCUUUGUCGUCAACGGCACCAAUAUUGUUCAGGGCUUCCCUACCUCCGACGACUACGUAAAGUACAACACGCCCUACUUUGGUGAGACCAUCGGCCGCUGGGCCAACCGCAUCAAGGGCGCCAAGAUCGACAGUCUCAAUGGCAAGGAAUACCCGCUCGUCGUCAACAAUGCCCCCAACCACCUCCACGGCGGCACUGUAGGCUGGGGCAAGCGUGUUUGGGACGGCCCCACGCCCGUUGGUAUUCGCGAGGUGCCCGGAAUUGAGGGCCUCCAGGGCGGAGAGAGCGUGGCAUUCAAGCUCCUUAGUGAGGAUGGCGAUGAGGGAUACCCUGGCACCGUCGAGGCCACCAUCAUUUACACCACCGGCACCCAGAAAGUCAACGGCAAGGAGGCCACUAUCCUCUCCAUGGAGUACGAGGCCAAGCUCGUGGGUGGUGCCGAUGAGACCAUCAUCAACCUGACGAACCACUCCUACUUCAACCUUAGUGGCGAGCCCACCAUCGAGGGCACCGUCGUGACCCUCCCUACAAACCAGAACCUCCUCUUCGACGACGGCAGCAUCCCCGUCGGCGGCAUCGAGCCUUACGCAGGAAUCGAGGGCAACGUUCCCUUCACUCUCGGCCCCCUGGAGCCCAACGUGGACAACUGCUUCAUCGUCAACACCGACCCGUCCUCGGUCGUCAUCGACACCCGCAACGAGCCCCUGAAGCUCAACCUUGCCGCCCACCACCCCAAGACCGGCAUUCACCUCGAGGUUCUCAGCACCGAGCCUGCCUUCCAGUUCUACACCGGCAAAUACAUCGACGUCCCCGCCAUCGAGGGCCAGGCUGCCCGCGGAUCCCGGAGCGGCUUCUGCUGCGAACCCGGCCGAUAUGUGAAUGCUUGCAACGUGCCCGAGUGGAAGAACAUGGUGGUCGUGAAGAAGGGUGAGUCGUUUGGCGCGAGGUUUGUCUACAAGGCGUGGGCGGAAUAAUUGCUGGACAUAUCUAUCCCACAUACUCAAACAUGUCAAAUCAAAAGCCUCAAAUCGUCACA